Molecule: messenger RNA, 1647 nt
Organism: Zygosaccharomyces rouxii
Lineage: Eukaryota; Fungi; Ascomycota; Saccharomycetes; Saccharomycetales; Saccharomycetaceae
Gene: SRV2
Product: adenylate cyclase-binding protein
Exons: 1
Coding region: 1-1647 (548 amino acids)
Biological process (GO): cytoskeleton organization; regulation of adenylate cyclase activity
Cellular component (GO): cytoplasm
Molecular function (GO): adenylate cyclase binding; actin binding
Source: RefSeq, a predicted model, not a curated record
AUGUCAGAUUCUGGGAAGUUUAACGUGCAGAGUUAUACCUUAGUGAAGCUUUUGAAGAGGUUAGAAGCUGCUACCACUAGGCUAGAAGAUGUUACCAUCUACCAAGAAGGUUACAUCGAAUCAAGAAUUGCUGAAAAUGCUGCAGCUGGUGGAAUUUCCUCGAAUGAAAUGAGUGCUAUGUCUUCAGCAGGACCAUCUGCUGCUAUUCCAGCUAAUCAGGCUAAUAAGAGUCCCGAAGCUAUCGAAUCUGAACCGGUUCCUGCUGGUGCUGCUGGUGUUGAACAACCUUCUGAGGCCAUUACUCAAUUCGACCAAGUGAUUCAAGGAAAAGUUGUGCCAUUAGUGCAGCUAUCUACUAAGAUUGAUCCUACUGUCGCUGCUGUCGUGCAGGUGUUCAAGGAAACGUUUGAUCGUCAAUUAGAUUUUUUGGAGAUUGCGCUUAAAUCUAAGAAACCAGAUUACUCUUCCAAAGAGUUCGCUGAAUCUUUGCUACCCAUUAACCAGGCAAUCUUGAAGAUUGGAGAUCUCAAGGAUCAAAAUCGUCAAAGUAAAUUUUUCCCUUACUUGAAUUCGGUUGCUGAAGGUGCGGCGUUGUUUUCAUGGGUUGCGGUGGAGACACCUGUGUCAUUGGUUGCCGACUUUAAGGAUGCAUCUCAAUUCUGGACUAAUAGGGUUUUGAAAGAAUUUAAAGAAUCAGAUCCCAAUGCUGCUAGUUGGGUCAGCUUAUUUUUGAGCAUCUUCGAUCAAUUGAAGUCCUACGUGAAGGAAUUUCAUCCAACUGGCGUUACCUGGAGCAAAGACGGUGAAGAUUUCGGAACUGCUUUGGCACAAUUUAAAGGCGGCUCAGCCAACACAGCACCUCCUACCCCUGCUCCUGUUGCUGCUGGUGGGGCUCCUCCCCCUCCUCCUCCUCCAGCACCACCAGCAUCUGUGUUUGAAUCUAAACCAGAUGAAAAACCUGCCGGUGGUUCUGGUGGUAUUGAUGCCGUGUUUGCAGAACUAAACCAAGGUGAAGAUAUCACAAGGAGUCUGAAAAAAGUGGAUAAAUCACAACAGACACACAAAAAUCCUGAAUUGCGUGGUUCUUCUGCUGUUCCUGCAGAACAGGCUGGUGGUAAGACCCCACCCCCAGUAAAACCAAAGAAACCUAACAUGUUCAAAACUAAGAAGCCACCUAGAAAGGAAUUGGUCGGUAACAAAUGGUUUGUGGAAAAUUAUGAAAACCAUGCCGAACCAAUCGUCAUUGAAGGUAAACAUGAUGAAGCUAUAUUUAUCGGUAACUGUAGCAGCGUUUUGAUUCAAGUUAAAGGUAAAGUUAACGCUAUUACUGUCAACCAAUCUGAUUCCACCAACGUGGUCUUGGAUUCUUGUAUUUCCGGAUUGGAAUUGAUCAAAUGUAACAAAUUUGGUGCCCAGGUGGAACAAUCUCUACCUCAAAUCACCUUAGACAAAUGUGAUGGUGGUAAUAUCUUUUUGUCUGCUGAAUCCAUGAACGCUUCCUUGUACACUUCUUGUACCACAGCUAUUAAUGUUAAUUUACCGGUUGGUGAGGAUGGUGACUUUGUGGAAUUCCCAGUCCCAGAACAAAUGGUGCACACUUUUGGUAAUGGUAAGAUCAACACUACGAUUUAUGAACAUGCAGGUUGA